Raphanus sativus (radish) is the source of this 538-nucleotide messenger RNA. RefSeq lists its product as uncharacterized. The coding region runs from base 88 to 360 and encodes 90 amino acids. The record is from RefSeq and is a predicted model, not a curated record. NCBI's taxonomy places the organism in Eukaryota, Viridiplantae, Streptophyta, Magnoliopsida, Brassicales, Brassicaceae. The transcript has a single exon.
UCUCCACUUAUAGCACCAACACAUUAAAACAACCUCUCUUCAUUUUCGUAUCUCUUCUUGUUCUGUUCCAAAACCAGACAAAUACUAAUGGGAGGAAACAGAUCAAAAAGUAGCAAGAGGUUCUCUCUCUUCAGCUUCUUUAAAACAAGAAGAUCUCAUAGAGUGGAAGUAGACGCCUCUUGGGACGACGUGGUUUACACUCGCAAAGCAAUGGCUAGUGACGAAGACAAACGUUAUUGGGUGGCUGAACCUGGUAUCGACCGCAAAGCUUCUGCCUUCAUCGCCAAGUUUCAUGCCACUCGUGUCUCUGAGUCUGAGCGCCAAACUCUUUCUCCUUACCAAUCCGAGAAGGCAUGCUGAUGAAUGAUGAUGAUGAUGAUGAUGAAUGUGAUGAUCAAAGGUUGAUUUGAUUCUAUGUAGAUUGUUUUCUAUUUAUAUGACGUGUCCUUUAUUAUGAGAGUAUAUUGAUUGUGUCUUAAUUGUAGUUAAUAAUGGAUCCUUUUUGGGGUAAAAAUAUUUAUACUAGAUCUUUAAUUAA